Messenger RNA from Manis javanica (Malayan pangolin), 2194 nucleotides. RefSeq names its product flavin adenine dinucleotide synthetase 1 (gene FLAD1). The record is from RefSeq and is a predicted model, not a curated record. NCBI's taxonomy places the organism in Eukaryota, Metazoa, Chordata, Mammalia, Pholidota, Manidae. Gene Ontology annotation, molecular function: FMN adenylyltransferase activity. Gene Ontology annotation, biological process: FAD biosynthetic process.
UGGAGGAGCUCAGUAGUCUGAAGCGCGGUGGGAAGAGACAGGAUUCCAAGACAGAAAGGGUGCAGAAGCCUGCGAAAGAAAGCGACUGAGUUCUGUUCGGGGCGGAGGGAGGGAACGCAUUUAAAGGGACCAAGGCCCAGGAUAAGGUAGACAUUUAAAGGGACAGGUGCCCCAAAGAGAAGAGAAAUUUAAAGGUGCAGAUGCCCAAGAUAGAGCAGACACUAGAGGAUCAGAGCCGACGGAAGUAAGACAAAGUUGUAGGUGCUCCGGAGAGCAGGACAUUUUGAGACGACUAGGGGCAAGCUUAUAAGACGCUUAAAGAGGUAUGGGCUGGGGUCUGAGAACACGUUUUUUAAAGAGGCAGAGAUAAAGUCACUUGUUAAGGGCCUGGUGAGGUCUUCCUCUGGGAAAGAACAUGCACUCCUGCUCUCCACCAUUGUCCUUUCUGGCUCCUCCAGGUUCCCUUGUUCCCGGACCCCCUGUUCCCAGACUAUGGCCCCCAGUGCCCUGUAGACCUGGCGGGACCCCCCUGCUUGCGACCCCUAUUUGGGGCUCUGGGUGGCUACUGGAGGGCCAUGCAGAGGGGCAGAGAAGGCAGAACCAUGGCAUCUAGGGCCUCUGAACCUCCCCCAGGGCGCAGCGUGACAGCGGGCAUCAUCAUUGUUGGAGAUGAGAUCCUCAAGGGACACACUCAGGACACCAACACCUACUUUCUGUGCCGGACACUGCGCUCCCUGGGGGUCCAGGUGUGCCGAGUCUCUGUUGUACCGGACGAGGUGGCCACCAUUGCAGCUGAGGUCACCUCUUUCUCCAGCCGCUUCACCCACGUCCUCACGGCAGGGGGCAUCGGCCCCACUCAUGAUGAUGUGACCUUUGAGGCAGUAGCACAGGCCUUUGGGGAUGAGCUCAAGCCACACCCUGAGCUGGAAGCCACCAUCAAAGCCCUAGGAGGGAAGGGCUGGGAGAAGCUGUCCCUGGUGCCCACCUCUGCUCAUCUGCAUUACGGCACAGAUCCUCAUACUGGCCGCCCUUUCAAAUUCCCUCUGGUCUCUGUCCGAAAUGUCUACCUCUUCCCAGGAAUUCCAGAGCUGCUGCGGCGGGUGCUAGAGGGGCUGAAGGGACUGUUCAGAAACACAGCUGUGCAGUUCCACUCACGGGAGCUGUUUGUGGCAGCAGAUGAGGCCUCUAUUGCCCCCAUCCUGGCUGAAGCCCAAGCCCACUUUGGGCGCAGGAUUGGCCUGGGUUCCUACCCUGACUGGGGCAGCAACUACUAUCAGGUGAAGCUGACUCUGGACUCAGAGGAAGAAGGGCCCCUGGAGGAAUGCUUGGCUUACCUGACAGCCAGUCUGCCCCAGGGAUCUCUGGUUCCCUACAUGCCCAACACUGUGGAGCAGGCCAGUGAGGCUGUAUACCAACUCACCGAAUCAGAGUCUUCUCUGGGGGAAAAGGUAGCAGGUGCCCUGCAGACCAUUGAGACUGCCCUGGCUCGGUACAGCCUCACCCAGCUGUGUGUCGGCUUCAAUGGGGGCAAGGACUGCACUGCCCUCCUGCACCUCUUCCAUGCAGCUGUGCAGAGGAAAUAUCCUGAAGCCCAAGAAUCCAUCCAGAUCCUGUACGUCCGAGGUGUCUCCCCUUUCCCUGAGCUGGAGCAGUUUCUACAGGAUACCAUCAAGAGGUAUAAUCUGCAGGUGCUGGAGGCCGAUGGUGACAUGAAGCAGGCCCUGACUGAGCUGCAGGCACAGCACCCCCAGCUAGAGGCCGUCCUGAUGGGCACCCGCCGCACCGACCCCUACUCCUGCAGCCUCUGCGCCUUCAGCCCCACCGACCCAGGCUGGCCAUCGUUCAUGCGCAUCAACCCACUGCUGGUAAUGGGGAAGAGGACUCAUUACCUUCACAUAUCCAAUCCAGUACACCUUGGCCUUCCUAGGAUUGGACCUACAGAGACAUCUGGGACUUUCUGCGCCAACUGUUUGUCCCAUACUGUAUCCUGUAUGACCGAGGCUACACGUCACUGGGAAGUCAGGAGAACACUGUGCGAAACCCAGCCCUGAAGUACCUGAGUCCAGAAGGGCAACCCACCUACCGCCCAGCCUACCUACUUGAGAAUGAAGACGAGGAGCGUAACUCCCGGACAUGACCUCCAAUCCCGGAGGGAAGGAAGGAGGCUGUCCCAGGGUGUGACCUGUCAAUAAAC